Messenger RNA from Ogataea haglerorum, 288 nucleotides. RefSeq lists its product as uncharacterized. The transcript has a single exon. Lineage: Eukaryota; Fungi; Ascomycota; Pichiomycetes; Pichiales; Pichiaceae. The record is from RefSeq and is a predicted model, not a curated record. The coding region runs from base 1 to 288 and encodes 95 amino acids.
AUGUUGGUCAAAAUUCAGAAGACAGCUAGUUGCUUGAUCUACAUCUUAAUUGAACGUCAAAUACGAGCAGCCAAGCUUGAACAGUUGCUACUAGAUUACAUAUCAUGCAAGCAUCAUGAUAAGUUCUGCAAAUCUUCAAUGGGAUCUAUUACUUCAGAAAAAACUGUUGAAUUUGCACGCGACUGCCCGCCAUAUGCCACUGUAAUGAGUAGCCAGCCGCGAUACAAAAUCGAGAAACGUUCGAAGCGCUUUUCAAAGACAGCUCAAAUUGAACUAGAAAACUGGUAA